Molecule: messenger RNA, 1527 nt
Organism: Trichoderma reesei QM6a
Lineage: Eukaryota; Fungi; Ascomycota; Sordariomycetes; Hypocreales; Hypocreaceae
Exons: 3
Coding region: 1-1527 (508 amino acids)
Molecular function (GO): heme binding; oxidoreductase activity, acting on paired donors, with incorporation or reduction of molecular oxygen; monooxygenase activity
Source: RefSeq, a predicted model, not a curated record
AUGUCUCCUACUGUUGAGAGCCAAUACUUGAUACUCUACUUCGUCAUUCCUCUUCUCCCCAUCUCUUACAUACUUUGCAGUAUAUACUCCCAAGUCCAACAGUACCGCGUUUCACGCACAAGGGGGUGCAAGGAUGCCCAAUCCAAGGCCCCCGUCAAGGACCCCUUUAUCGGACUCGAUUUCAUAUGGGACUGCCUGUUUGCAAAGCCCGUCGAAAAGUAUCUCGAUUCGACAUACAGAACCUUUCAGCAACUGGGCAAUACAUAUAUCUGCAGACGAUGGACAUGGGAGGCCGUGUACACGUGCGACAGCCGCAACAUCAAGCACGUCCUCGCCACGGGCUUUGACGACUUCAAGCUCCCCCGUCUGCGAGUCAACGCCAUGACGGGUAUGCUAGGAAGCGGCAUCUUUACGCUCAACGGACACUCGUGGUCUCACGCUCGCGGCGUCCUGCGGCCGUGCUUUGCGAAGCAGAACAAGGAGUCCAUUGUCGCCAUGCUGGAGAGGCACUUCCAGGCUCUGCUCGGGAGAAUCCCAACAGAAGCCGGGACGACCAUCGACCUGCAGCCGCUCUUCUUCUGGCUUACCAUGGACUUUGCGACGGACUUCCUCAUGGGCCACUCCACGCAUGUGCUCAAUCGAGCCUCGAGCCAUGCCAAAGAGAAGCAGUUUGUCAAUGACUACUUGACGUGCUCGACGGAGAUUGUGCGCAAGAUGCAGCUCGGUCCGCUCCAAAUGUUCUCCAUCAACUUUGCCGCCAUGAGAGCGCGGAGUCGUGUCUUUCAGUACAUUGACAACUUCAUCAGCGCAUCUCUGGACAGCGGAAAGGGGGACGACGAGUCCUUGAACACGGCCUGCAAUGUGCUUCAGGGGCUCGCAGCCGUGGCAACGGAUCGGAAGCAGCUCCGCGACCAAAUCCUCCACAUCUUGGUUGCGAGCCGCGAUACGACGGCUUGCUUGCUGAGUAACUUGUUCUUUGUCCUGGCGAGAAAGCCACACAUUUACAACAAGUUGAGGCGAGAGGUUACUUCCAUUGCGGGGGUUGAGCCCGCGACAAGCAUGCAGCUGAACAACAUGGAGUAUCUGAAAUGGUGUGUCCAGGAGUCGUUGCGACUCCAUCCCGUAAUCCCGACAAAUGCUCGCGAGGCCUCCAAAGACACCGUCCUCCCAUAUGGCGGCGGCGAAGACGGGAACUCGCCUCUCCUCAUCAAGAAGGGCAACCUCGUCAUGUACAACAUAUACGCCAUGCACCGCGACGCUCACGUCUUCGGCCCCGAUCCCGAAGAGUUCGUGCCCGAGAGGUGGAACGGGUUGAGACCGGGUUGGGGGUAUCUGCCCUUCAAUGGCGGACCGAGAAUCUGUAUUGGCCAGAAGUUUGCUCUCUUGGAGACGCAUUAUCUGGUGUCGAGGAUGGUGCAGACGUUUGAGACGAUGAGGGCGAGUGACGACGAUGCGGAGUGGGUUGAGCUUUAUGCUCUGGCGACGACGUGUAAAGAUGGAGUGCAUGUCAGUCUUACAAGGGCUUAG